Messenger RNA from Brassica oleracea var. oleracea, 1594 nucleotides. Its product is annotated as TBC domain-containing protein C1952.17c. The coding region runs from base 173 to 1522 and encodes 449 amino acids. Lineage: Eukaryota; Viridiplantae; Streptophyta; Magnoliopsida; Brassicales; Brassicaceae. Gene Ontology annotation, molecular function: GTPase activator activity. Gene Ontology annotation, biological process: intracellular protein transport; activation of GTPase activity. The record is from RefSeq and is a predicted model, not a curated record. The transcript has 9 exons.
CUUCUCAUUCUCAUUUCUGUGAGAAGAGAAAAGAAACAUUUUUACGGACUUCGAUUUCCACAAUCACCGACUCGCGGAGUCGAAUUGAUAAUCUUCUCGAUACUCUCUGAAACUUGAAUCUCUCGCCACUUUCAAUCGAUUGAUCGAUCCAUCAAUCAAUCCCUAGGAAGAAAUGGUGAGGAAGAAGGUGCCGGAAUGGCUCAACAGCACCAUGUGGUCUACUCCUCCUUCUCAACCGUCGUCUUUCAACGACGAUUCUACUCUCCUCCGCCAUUCCCCCGCCACUAAAAUGUCGUCAAUGAAGAAGCAAGAGGCGGAAUCAAUUUCCGUUACUCCUCCGCCUUCCACCGCUUCUUCGGUUCAAUCACCGUCUCCUAGACCGAGGAACAACGGUAGCAGUAUCUCUGGUGAAUAUGGAAACUCGAGUGUUGCUCCUUCCUCGGCGGAGGACUUUUCCCGCCAGGCUCAUCUCUCAGCUGAGUUAUCGAAGAAGGUGAUUAAUAUGAAGGAGCUGAGGAGUCUUGCUUCACAGAGUUUGCCUGAUUCUCCUGGCAUCCGUUCUACUGUUUGGAAGCUUUUGCUUGGCUACUUGCCACCUGAACGUUCACUCUGGUCAUCUGAGUUGAAACAGAAGAGAUCACAAUACAAGCAUUAUAAAGAUGAGCUUCUUACGAGUCCUUCAGAAAUCACAUGGAGAUUGGUGAGGUCAAAGGGGUUUGAUAAUUACGAGUUGAAGAGUGGAAGCCGAUGCAUGCUUUCCCGAUCCAGAAUCACUGACGAGGACCAUCCUUUGAGCCUAGGGAAGGCAAGCGUCUGGAAUACAUACUUCCAGGAUAUUGAGACCAUAGAACAAAUAGACAAAGAUGUCAAGCGUACACAUCCAGAUAUUCCCUUUUUCUCUGCUGAGUCAUCUUUUGCGCGUUCUAAUCAGGAAUCUAUGAAGAAUAUAUUGCUUGUGUUUGCCAAGUUAAAUCAAGGAAUCAGAUAUGUUCAAGGGAUGAACGAAAUUUUGGCACCUAUCUUUUAUGUGUUCCGUAACGACCCUGAUGAAGAUAGUUCAUCUCAUGCUGAAGCUGAUGCAUUCUUCUGCUUUGUUGAACUUUUGAGUGGGUUUCGUGACUUCUACUGUCAACAACUUGACAAUAGUGUGGUUGGAAUCCGAUCCGCGAUAACAAGGCUUUCGCAACUUGUUAGGAAUCAUGAUGAGGAACUUUGGCGACAUCUUGAGAUCACCACGAAAGUAAACCCACAGUUUUAUGCAUUUAGGUGGAUCACUCUCCUCCUUACACAAGAGUUUAGUUUCUUCGACUGUCUUCACAUAUGGGAUGCACUCUUAAGCGACCCCGAAGGUCCUCUGGAAAGCUUACUGGGGAUAUGUUGUGCGAUGCUGGUACUGGUGAGGAGGAGGUUGAUCGCUGGAGAUUUCACAUCGAAUAUGAAGUUACUUCAACAUUAUCCAACUACCAACAUCAGCCAUCUCUUGUAUGUAGCUAAUAAGCUUCGUUCCAAAAUGUUAGUUUAAAGUCUUUCCUUUUUCCCCAACUUUUGAGCAAACCAACUGCAUAGUUACAUAUACAAAGCUCUGUUUGUUUUU